Messenger RNA from Gastrolobium bilobum, 3638 nucleotides. RefSeq names its product FHA domain-containing protein PS1. Bases 131 to 3520 code for a protein of 1129 amino acids. The transcript has 6 exons. NCBI's taxonomy places the organism in Eukaryota, Viridiplantae, Streptophyta, Magnoliopsida, Fabales, Fabaceae. Gene Ontology annotation, cellular component: nuclear membrane. Gene Ontology annotation, molecular function: protein binding. The record is from RefSeq and is a predicted model, not a curated record.
ACAAUCAUUCAAAAUCUCUGUAUCUCUUCAUUUCUUUUUCUGAAACCUUUUCUUUCCUACACUCACUUCACUCCCCCUUUCUUUCUCCAAACUCUAAAUUUCGGAGAAAAUUUUCAGUAAAAAAAUAACCAUGGCUUCCAAGGCAGAGAAAAACCCAGCAGCAGCAGAAAAAGAAGAGGGCAAAAUCCCAGUGUUGACGGUGCUGAAGAACAACGCGAUCCUCAAGAACAUCUUCAUCGUCAACAAGCCCCCAGAACAUUCGGCUCGAGAUCACGAGGAUAUUUUCCUCGUCGGUCGACACCCCGAUUGCGACCUCAUGCUCACCCACCCCAGCAUCAGCAGAUUCCACCUCCAGAUUUGCUCCAAACCCUCUUCGCAAACCCUUUACGUCAUAGAUUUAUCUUCCGUGCACGGGACAUGGGUGUCCGGGAGGAAGAUCGAGCCCGGAGUGAGUGUGGAGAUGAAGGAAGGAGACAUGCUACGGAUCGGGGUUUCCAGCAGGGUUUAUCGUUUGCAUUGGAUUUCGAUUAGCCGUGCCUAUGAUUUGGAAAACCCCUUUGUGUCCGAGCUGUAUGUGGUUCUAGAAGAAGAUGAAGAACAAGAACAAGAAGUCGAAGAGAAAGUGCAGAACUUGAAUUGUUGUCCAGUUGAUAUGGAAGAAAUUCAGUCAAUGGAUUCAAUUCUUGAGUGUAUCAAUUCUUUAUUCCUUGAUGAGAAUUUGGAACUAACUGUGAAAAAGGAGAUUCUGUCAGCACAUCUGAUACCGGAAGACAUCAUUUCUUUAUAUUGUGAGGAAGAGAGGAAGAGCCCAUCAAAAGAUGAAACAUUUGGAGUGUCAAGUGAACCUUUUGGAACUGGAACGUCAUAUUCACCCACAAUCUCUAAUGGUGAAAACAAACUGUGCGACUCACUAAACCAUGUUCUAUCACCACCUUAUGUGGAAUCAGUUGCUGAAAGUAACAACCAAGGGCAGUCACUCGUUGAAGCAGUUCAAGAUAUUGGAAAUACUGGUAGCAUCUGUCCCAUAUCACUUCAGAUAGAGUCAGAAAAUUCGCCAAUGAUUCAGGAAGCUGUUUUGAAUGUUACGAAAGAGAACCAGACCUUGCAAUUGGAUAUGGAAAUUCUUGAAAGCUGCAUAGAAGCAUUGGAGAACAAUUCAUCAAUUUGUAAUAUUUGGUCAAGAAGAGGUAAAGCUACUAGUGCUCCAAUGGUUCAAACCAGCAAGAGUAUACUCAAGAGCACAGCUAAUGCUGAUGCCGAAUUUGCAAUGAAUAAUGAGAAGGAUAUCAUAAAUAAAACAAUCUCAAAGGAUCUUUUCUCUGUUCUGGAUGGGGAAGAAGAAGAAAUUUUCACUCCAGAUAAAGAAAACUUCAGCCCAAAUACCCUUCAAUUGCGGUUUAUGAAAAAUAAGAGGGGUAACUUAGAAGAAAUUAAACAUUUCAAGUCACGAAGGUCACACAACUCAAAGGAUAAUCUUAAUCUUGGCAUCUAUCCAGAUGAAAGCAUAAGCUUCACUUUAAGCAAAGAGAACCAGAAGGAUAUCAUAAAUAAAACAAUCUCAAAGGAUCUUUUCACUGAUUUGAAUGGGGAAGAAGAAGAAGAAAUAUUCACUCCAGAUAAGGAAAACUUCAGCCCAAAUGCCCUUCAAUUGCGGCUUAUGAAAAAGAAGGGUAAGACAGAAGAAAUUGAAUGUUCGAAGUGUUAUUCGUCACAAAAUUUAAAGGAUAAUUUCGGCUCCAGCAUCUAUCCUGAUGAAAACAUAAGCCUCACAUUAAGCAAAGAGAACCAGAAGGAUAUCAUAAAUAAAACAAUCUCAAAGGAUCUUUUCUCUGUUUUGGAUGGGGAAGAAGAAGAAAUCUUCACUCCAGAUAAGGAAAACUUCAGCCCAAUUACUCUUCAAUUGUGGCUUCUCAAAAAGAAUGGUAAGGAAGAAGAAAUUGAAGGUUCCAAGUCUCAAUGGUCACAAAAUUCAAAGGAUAAUUUUGGCCCCAAUCCAGGUGAAAGCAUAAGCUUCACUUUAAGCAAAGAGAACCAGAAGGAUAUCAUAAAUAAAACAAUCUCAAAGGAUCUUUUCACUGAUUUGAAUGGGGAAGAAGAAGAAGAAAUAUUCACUCCAGAUAAGGAAAACUUCAGCCCAAAUGCCCUUCAAUUGCGGCUUAUGAAAAAGAAGGGUAAGACAGAAGAAAUUGAAUGUUCGAAGUGUUAUUCGUCACAAAAUUUAAAGGAUAAUUUCGGCUCCAGCAUCUAUCCUGAUGAAAACAUAAGCCUCACAUUAAGCAAAGAGAACCAGAAGGAUAUCAUAAAUAAAACAAUCUCAAAGGAUCUUUUCUCUGUUUUGGAUGGGGAAGAAGAAGAAAUCUUCACUCCAGAUAAGGAAAACUUCAGCCCAAUUACUCUUCAAUUGUGGCUUCUCAAAAAGAAUGGUAAGGAAGAAGAAAUUGAAGGUUCCAAGUCUCAAUGGUCACAAAAUUCAAAGGAUAAUUUUGGCCCCAAUCCAGGUGAAAGCAUAAGCCCCACCUCAAAGAAAGAGAACCAGACUCCAAAAGUAGCCCUAGAUCAGAAGUUACGAAGAAAGCCUUUUGGCAGUCAUAUCAAGUUGGCACGGGAACAAGAUGUUAUGGCAUUGAAGAAUAGAAGAGAAAGGGUACCCUUCCAAUCACUAAAGAACUCAGGAGGCAAGAGAAGAUCAGGCACUUCUUGUCCUGUUUCUGCUGCAAAAAGUAUUGAUGUCACUAAUUGUGGACAAAUUUUAGACAAGCCUAUUAACCGUUCUGAUAUCAAGGAGGUGCAAAAUAAGAGCUGGGACAUGGUUGUGGAUACUGCUUCUCUUAUGAACAAGGAAUCAAGGAAAGCUCUGCAACUUUUACAAGGUCUCAAGAGAACUCGAUUAAUCGUUCCAAGAUUGGUCAUAAGGGAACUGGAGAGUAUGAAGCGACAGUUCACAUUUUUUAGAAGAAUUUCAGAGGCUUCUUUGGCGUUGGAAUGGAUUGAAGAAUGUAUGGUGAAGACAAACCGGUGGAUUCAUAUCCAGAGCUCAGUGGAGGAAGGAAGCCUGGUUGCUCCAACUCCACCUGCUUCUCCUCAGUUUCAAUUCAGUGAAGAUAGUUGGAAUUAUCUUGGUAGGAUUGAAAACUCGCAGCCUCUUUCACCCCACAAUUGCUCCAUAGAAAUUGCUUCACCAAGAGUAGAAGAUCACAUCCUUGACUUUGCUCUUCUAUAUAGAAGAAAGCAAAAUGAUGGACAACUUGUCCUGCUUAGCGAGGAUGUCACUUUGAAAAUCAAAUGCAUGGCAGAGGGAUUGCUAUGUGAGCCAGUGCAAGAAUUUCGUGAGAGUCUAGUGAAUCCAUUCUCAGGGAGGUUCUUGUGGAAUGAUAGUUCUCCUCGAGGACAGACUUGGUCUUGCCAGAACGACGUAGUUUUAAGGGAAAAAUAUUGUCGUUUGCCUUUGAGGAAGUCAUCAAAGGGUGUUGCAAGCGGUUUAAAGCUCAUUCUGCUUCACAAUUCUCAAUAUGGGCACUGAGCCACUCAGAGAGUUCAGUUGAGUUUGCUCAACAAUUUUGUUUUAGCCUGUAUUCUCAAUUUUUGCAUAAAACUGUCUCUAGCAAACAUUAACUAUAAAAUGCAUUUAAUCCACAGCU